CUCAAAAGUCUUUCCGAAGGUUAGUGAAUUGUAAUCCUACUUGAUUGCUUGGAAGUCAUCGAACAAAAUAAAAUAGGCUUUAUCUCCAUCUCCUGAAGUUGGAAUCUCAUACGAUUCACUCGUUGGUAAUUUAGCUCUCUUCAGAAUGACAAGCAGGAAUUAACAACUCAUUUCAAAGAGAAACUUCGUCGCUUAAAGGUUCCCGUCUGUCUUUCCAGAUACCACGACCUUACUCAACUUGACCUCUUUUCGCGUUGCAGUACUCUUCAACCAAUUUCUGACAAAAAACGACAGGUGCAACCACCAAAGCGGCAUAAAAAAGAACGACUGACCCCGAGAAGUAGUAGAAAUACUCUCUAAACACCGCUGGAUCUAUUUCAAAAAUCAAGCUCUUGUUCUCCAGACCCUUUACUAUCGAAUCUGAAACCACUCAUGUCUGGCCCGCUCGGCUUGCCGCUCUUCUUGACUAUUUGAGAGGACACCAACAAAAUAAAUCAGGAAAAAAACAAGUCAUUUUGGUUCUGAAACUGAUCAAGGCUCUGAAACUAGUCGUGGAAUCGGCGGAUCUGUUUUCUCGAUCCCGGCAAAUCACAUCAUGGCCAUUCCUCCCGAAAGCUGCAGGAUACGUGCUGUUAAUCCAUCGGAGGUCGGUGGCGCGUGGGGAGCGGCAUAUGCGGUUGGCACGCCCAUCUCGGCACUGGUGACGGGCAUUUGUUGUGCACUAGCGAUCGAAUAUUUCCAACAAUUUCCCCAGGACGCCACGCGAAUUCGCUUAUCUGUGAUAGUGGUUGUUGCAACCACUAUCUUUGGCCUCCUUUUAGCAAUGGAUUUGACCUAUGUCAGAUUGGUAAAAAAUGCCACGCCACCCGGGGGUUUCGGUGAUAUUCCUUGGCAAGACGACGCAGUGGCUCUGAUAUGUGGAGUCUGUCAACUCAUUUGCAGUGCCUAUUUUGCUUAUUCUGCUUAUUCAGUAGCAACCAAAAAAAAGCUUCUGAUGAUUUGGUAUGGAUUGCUCAUGGCAGUCAUAUUUCUAAGUGCUUUCUUCAGAGCAAUUCUUGGUCUGACGCCUACGGAUUGGUCUGAUGGUGCCGCACUCUGUCCGAAAAUGACUUUCAUGUGGCUCAUCUGCUCCUUGCUAUUAGACUUUAGUAUUGCUGUGACGCUUUUGGCACAUCUUCGAAAAGCGGCACCAAUACCUCAACUCCAUACUGCCAGCUUACCAGCACCAGCUUCUCUCCUCAAUCAUUCCAACCAUGCUUGGGUCGUACAGCAACCGCAAGCCCCGCUACUCAGCCGACUACUCACCACUAUAUUGACAUCUUUUUCACUCACUGCCAUCCUUAUGUUUUCGCUUCUGAUCCUUGUGCUGGCUAUGCAUGGUACCGAGUUUGACCCACAGCUUCCCAAAGCUACGGGAAUCUUCACGGCUCUGAGAUUACUGGCAACCCCAACAUAUGCAGUCACAUUUCUCUACACGUUGAAUCGCAGGAACUGCCGACAAGCUGUUUACCACAAUUCUAUUUUCAAUGGGCACAUGCAAACCUUGGCACCACGCACCAGUCACAACACCAACCUUCCCUUUCAGCCUCCCAGAGCAAUCAAUGACCGUGCGAUGGAAGUCCAACUACCUGCCGCAGAGGCAAGAACAAAUUGGACACACAUGCUUGGUACCGCAAGUACAAGAUCCACCCGCACAAGAAAUGGAAAAGAAAACAUGACUCAAAUGGCAAAGUUUGAUUUUGCGGAAACUUUCAAAACCUUCUCACCCGCAUCUUUUCGGAAAGGAUUGACUAAAUCCACACCUACAUUACCCAAACCACCACCUUCUAUCCACUUCAACACAUCUCAACCAGACCUCAUGUCUCAAACCAGCCCUCAUUUGCAAAAUUUUGAUAACCUCAACCAUAGUUACAUCUCAGUUGAAAGGCACCCUGAGUCUCAACAUAGUUGUGUGGUUCAGAUUCAUCAUGGGACUGCUAUUUGAACUUGGUUUUACAAUUAGAGUUAAGAAUUUCUCCGGCUCAAAUUAUAUUAACUACACAUUUUAAUAAAUGAUUCUUUCUAAAAUUUGAUCAUCUUGAUCUCAUAGCUUAAUUUGGCUUUCUCAUCUUCUUAAUAUUUCUGUUGUUUUACAUAGACAUAUAUAUAUACACUUUUUAAAUAAAAUUAUUCUCAUCUUUGGACUGCUCCAUGGUGCAUGUGCAUUUACAUCAAUUAACAAUAACUUCUCAUCUGAUUGGAUAUAUAUAUAUAUACAUUCACUAGUAUAUGCCCCCAAAUUUGGGGAGGCUGCUUGUUUUUGCCCCGGAUGUUGGGGGAUUUUACUUGUUUGAAGGUCCUAUGGUGUAAUAGCCUUUGCUUUUGAAGGUUGCUAUGAUUGUAAAGUCUUAAAUGACAUUGAAAUGUGCAACAUCAACACCGGUGUUAGAAGCCGCAUGAGAAA
Molecule: messenger RNA, 2443 nt
Organism: Puccinia graminis f. sp. tritici CRL 75-36-700-3
Lineage: Eukaryota; Fungi; Basidiomycota; Pucciniomycetes; Pucciniales; Pucciniaceae
Exons: 8
Coding region: 596-1984 (462 amino acids)
Source: RefSeq, a predicted model, not a curated record